This is a messenger RNA of Aspergillus aculeatus ATCC 16872, 1614 nucleotides long. RefSeq lists its product as uncharacterized. The annotation marks the transcript as partial. Gene Ontology annotation, molecular function: DNA-binding transcription factor activity; transcription cis-regulatory region binding. The transcript is spliced from 7 exons. NCBI's taxonomy places the organism in Eukaryota, Fungi, Ascomycota, Eurotiomycetes, Eurotiales, Aspergillaceae. The record is from RefSeq and is a predicted model, not a curated record. Gene Ontology annotation, biological process: positive regulation of transcription by RNA polymerase II. Gene Ontology annotation, cellular component: nucleus.
UAUAUGCAUUCGAGCCCUGAGUUUGUUGUCGAUGAAUUGGCAGCUGUUCAGAAUUUUACGGGGAGCGCCGGGCAAUUCCCUCAUUCAGCAUCCAACGUCUAUCAUACGAUACCCUCGCCCAUGUUUGACCAGAGCGUGUUCUCUGAUGCAGUCAGCUUUACCAAUGAUGUUUUUGUUCCUGGAUCUGCUUAUGAGGCUCUUCAUACUACCCUUCGCAACCGGCAGCUUUGGACUGCACGACCUGAUAUCCCAAGUCGGGGAAGGACUCCUGAAAUCGUGCCGGGGCCCGGCAGUACAGUGCUAGAAGGCAAUGAAAGAACGGAACUUCUUGUCGUCACUCAUCACAGAACAGGGCGCGAGUUUGAGCUACUCCCCGAACGUGAGAAUGUUCUGUGGCAGAAUUACCUUAACGAGAUAUGUCUUUGGCUUGACAUGUUUGACAAUCAUCGUCAUUUUGCUUCAACCUUCCCACAAAUGGCCAAGUCGGCGCCUCAUCUCCGCUACUCAAUUCUAGCCCUGUCCGCCCGACAGAUGGAGCGGAAGCAGAACAGGAAGUCUCAAUCCGAAAGUCUGUCGUUGUACCAAGAAGCAAUUCAUCUGCUUCUUCCUGAGCUUGAAAGCAAGAGCACUCCUGUCAUCGCCUCUUGCGUGAUUCUUUGCGUGUUAGAAAUGCUUAGCUGCAACCCCAAGGAGUGGCGGCGUCAUCUCGAUGGGUGUGCAUAUCUGAUCCAGGCUGCUGAGAUAAAUGGAUUCUCUGGUAAAGAGGAACAGGCACUAUUCUGGUGCUUCGCCAGAAUGGACGUCUGCGGUGGCCUCAUCUCGGAAGAAGAAACCAUCAUACCCAUCCGUAACUGGACUCCACGCGACAUGACCCCUGCCGAAGCUGCACAGCUGUUCCUGGCGUCAAAUAUCUAUGCUUUCGAUACAUAUGCCAAUUACACUGUGUUCCUAUGUGCGCAGACACUGGGCGUGCUGUUUGGCUCUGCUAGACUUUCCACAUACUACCACGGCAUCCUGGAAGAUGGCCACUCGUAUGUUGACCGAUGGCAACAACUGCUGCAUGAUGUGGAACAGUGGUACGAGAAUCGUCCCAGUCAGAUGAAGCCAUUAUUUAGUAUCCCGACCGCGACAGUUGGGGCGAGUAAUAAUGAUAAGCCGUUUCCGACCGUGCUUUAUGGGAAUGGAGCUGCUAUAUCCGGGAACCAACUUUAUCAUGCCUGCGCUCUUCUCUUACUCCAGGCAAAGCCAAAAACUCUUCCAAUGCAGCGACGUCGAACGAAGUCUGUCCUCUGGCAUGCACGACAGAUUUGCGCUAUUUCCGUCUCGAACACUCAUCACGGCUGCUGGACCAAUGCAUUGCAACCUCUCUGGCUGGCUGGCAAAGUGAUGUCUCACCAUUCCGAGCACGCCGCUAUUAUUCAGACGCUGACGCGAAUCGAGCGGGAGACGGGGUGGGCAACAAGCUGGCGAGCAGAAGACCUUCGAGAAUUCUGGGGAGAUGAGGAGGAAGCAGAGGAGAUGGAGGAAAAUAUGCGAGUGGACAUGCAGCGAGAUACAAAUCUGCAGACUCCACCGAGCGUCCGAGGCAGCACAUGUUCGCAUUCCACCUUGUGA